This is a messenger RNA of Punica granatum (pomegranate), 627 nucleotides long. NCBI's taxonomy places the organism in Eukaryota, Viridiplantae, Streptophyta, Magnoliopsida, Myrtales, Lythraceae. The record is from RefSeq and is a predicted model, not a curated record.
AUGGAGUCGCCGAGGCAUUCGUGCUUGAAGCUCGAGCUCCCAAAUCCUACCAAGCCCGACAAGAUCGAGCCGAUUUUCAUCAAGGCCACAUGGUACGACACCCACUUCGGCCUCUCCAUCAUGAACGGCCUCGACUCUUGGGUCUGCAAAGCAUCGGAGGAAGAAGUGAGGGAACGAGCGGUUCACCGACGCCAGAAACAGGCAGAGAAGAAACUUGCCACGACCUUGCCCUUUAUCUGCCUGAUCUAUCGAGUUUUGCAGUUAUCAUGGACCUUCGAGAAGGAAGGGACAAAGCUGGAAUGGCGAUGGAAACGCCAACCAUCACCCAAUCCUAAAAAGACCAAUUCAGGAAUCUUGAACUUUCUUAUGGACGCAAACAUAAGGCUCAGCUUCCUUAGUAUCUUAAAUUCGAAGAAAGAGAAACUAAGGGAGCUUCGAGAGCAACUUUUCAAGGCAGGUGGAAAUGGUGGGAAAUCACCAGAAGUCGACGAGGAAUCCAUGGAAAAGACAGAUCCUUUUGAGGAGGGAAGUGACAGUGAGGUAGAGACCGUAAAGAGCGGCACUAGGACAUCAGAAGAUGUCCAGAUGGGUAAAUCUCGUGGCCGGAAGAGGAUUGCAUUGAAAUGA